GCCGCUCGAUAGGGGGUUUCUCUUGUUCUUUCUCUCCGUUCUCCCCUUGCCCGUGCUCAUCCGUUCAUCCGCUGUCGUCAGUGGGACCCAGGCAGUGGAGAGCGGAGCAGAAAACAGACUCUGAGAGACAGGAGAUAAACUGCACAGCAGAACGAGAAGAGAGAGAGAGAAACGGAGAUCAGAAGAGAGUCAGGGUCAGGGUGAGGGAGUAAGGGGGAAAUAUUUAAAGAGAGAGAGUAAGCAGAUAGAGGGGACAGAGAGAGAAACAGAGAGGAGACAGAGGGAGAGAAAAAGAGAAAAAGGGAGAGAAAUAAAGAGACGCAAGAGAGAGAGAAACAGAGAGAAACAGAGAGAAGAGAGAGAGCAGUCUGUCUAGCUCAGGUCCGCUGCUGCUGUAUUAAAUCUCUGGUCUGUCACACCAGCGCUCACCAGAGAAGAGACUAAUGAAGAAGAGGAGAGAGGAGUGAGAAACGGUUUCGCUAAGGAUUUCAUCACUUCUGUUUAUGGGACAAACAGUGAUGGGAAACCAGAACAAACGUCUGUGACAAGAUCAAACUUAAAGAAUAACUGGGGGAAUGGAAAAGUGCCUUUGGAAACAUCUGUGGGAAUGUGGACUGUGCAUCUCCGUCUUCUGGGUCCACCUGUCUUCUGAAGACUGAAGGACAGAGAGAGGAAAAGGACAACAAGUCACAUCUUACUGAACGCUGAACUUGUGUCAACAAAUGAAUCCAGCAGUAGCGGAGGAUUUCCUACUAGGCACAAUAUGUUUUGGAAAGACAGGAAUUCCUACUGACCUCUACUUCCUUUAUUGACAUUUUUCCAGGAUUCUCCGACUUAUGAAUUGAGUUCAUCACUUUCUACUGUUGCUUUUUUUUCCGGGGCUGCACAACUCCCUCCCUCAUUCACACAGAGGACCACAGCCUCCUGUCCGGCGCCCUCACCCCGUCCUCCUCCUCCUCCUCCUCCUCCUCCUCCUCCUCCUCUUCCCCUCCUCUCCUGGUUGAUGUCUUUUCCCUGCAUGCUGUCCCACUGCUCGGCAGAUCACCACACUCAUGGUCGAUGCCAAGGGCCGGAAUAUGAAAUGUCUGACCUUCCUCUUGAUGCUCCCGGAGUCCGUCAAGAGUAAGUCGGCGAGUUCCAAGAGCUCCAAAAAGGCGGUCAACAGCGGAGGUGCGUGCGGGGGUGGCAGCAGCUCCAAGCUCCCCCCGGUCUGCUACGAGAUCAUCACCCUGAAGAGCAAGAAGAAGAAGAAGAUGGCAGCAGAUAUUUUCCCCAGUGCCAAGAAGCAGGGUGGCGGGUCAUCGACUUCCACGGUACAGCAGUACCAACAGCAGAACUUGAAUAAUAACAACACGAUACAGAACUGCAACUGGCAGGGGCUGUAUUCCACCAUACGAGAGAGGAACUCUGUGAUGUUCAACAAUGAGUUAAUGGCAGACGUUCACUUCCUGGUGGGACCGGCCGGAGGGACACAGAGACUACCAGGACACAGGUAUGUUCUGGCUGUGGGCAGUUCUGUAUUCCAUGCCAUGUUUUACGGGGAGCUCGCGGAAAACAAGGAUGAAAUCCGGAUUCCGGACGUAGAGCCAUCAGCGUUCCUGGCCAUGCUGAAGUACAUCUACUGCGAUGAGAUCGACCUGAGUGCCGACACGGUCCUGGCCACGCUCUACGCAGCGAAGAAAUAUAUUGUGCCCCAUCUGGCCAGAGCCUGUGUCAACUUCCUGGAGACCAGCCUGUCCGCCAAGAAUGCCUGCGUCUUGCUGUCUCAGAGCUGUCUUUUUGAGGAGCCGGAGUUGACACAGCGAUGCUGGGAGGUGAUUGACGCACAGGCAGAGCUGGCUUUGCGUUCUGAGGGGUUCACAGACAUCGACUCCCAGACCCUGGAGAGCAUCCUGCAGAGGGAGACGCUCAAUGCCAAAGAGGAGGUGGUGUUCGAAGCAGCACUGAGCUGGGCCGAGGCUGAGUGUCAGAGACAGGACCUCACCGCCUCCAUCGACAAUAAAAGAAAGGUCCUGGGAAAAGCAGUGUUCCUGAUCCGCAUCCCCACAAUGGCUUUGGACGACUUUGCCAACGGUGCCGCCCAGUCUGGCGUUUUGACUUUAAACGAGACUAACGACAUCUUCCUGUGGUACACCGCGGCAAAGAAACCUGACCUACAGUUUGCCAGCCAACCCCGGAAAGGUCUGUCUCCACAGCGAUGCCACCGCUUCCAGUCCUGCGCCUACCGCAGCAACCAGUGGCGUUACCGGGGACGGUGCGACAGCAUCCAGUUCGCUGUGGACAAACGGGUGUUCAUUGCCGGGUUUGGACUCUACGGCUCAAGCUGCGGUUCAGCAGAGUACUCAGCCAAGAUUGAGCUCAAGCGCCAAGGUGUCCUACUCGGGCAGAACCUGAGUAAAUACUUCUCAGAUGGUUCCAGUAACACAUUUCCUGUUUGGUUUGAGUACCCAGUGCAGAUCGAGCCAGAUACGUUCUACACAGCAUCCGUGGUUCUGGACGGGAAUGAGCUGAGUUAUUUCGGACAGGAAGGAAUGACCGAGGUGCAGUGUGGGAAGGCAACAUUCCAGUUCCAGUGCUCAUCGGACAGUACCAACGGGACAGGAGUCCAGGGGGGACAGAUACCAGAACUCAUCUUUUACGCUUAACGGGAUAUUCACACUUAAUGAGAUAAUCAGUGACCCAUCAGAUAAUCAGUGACCCAUCAGCUACUAGACACAAUCCGGAUAUGGCAGCUCUUGCUAGCAGGUUUUGGCUAAAAAGAAAAUUGUAGAAAUUCAUGGUGUUUGAUGGAUAAACCCACAGGAGGAGACUUCAACGUCUUGAUCAUUGAUUAUCUCGACAAGUGUGAGCAAGUUAAACUGUCAGUAGAGUAGAAUGGACUAGACAAUAUCUUUGGACCCCAGGAUUCCAGUGGAAAUGUGUUUGCUUUUAAGGGACCAUUACGGAAUGCAGACUUUGGCUUGUGGGCCAAAAAACCUGUUAAUUUGAACUGCCUAUUGUGAACAUGUCUAGAUUCUGGACAGUUUUUCAUUUUCAUUUGCUUGCUGUUCUUUCAGACCGAUAAUGGUUCCAUUAGUGAACUACUGCAGGACUAAAAUAAUAUGUACAUUCAACAUUAUUUGGAUUUCUGUUUCUUUAUGUGCAAAAGAAAAUAGAUAUAGAAGUGAAUUAUUUCCGACAAAAUAUAAUUGAGGAUUCUAUAUUGGUUCCAGAGGGUCUUACUUGGUGCCAUGAAUUAUUCAAAUAAAACAGACUGCUUAAUGUCUGGUAAGUGACCUAGCAAAAUAAAUGUUUGAGUACCAGCAGUGGAUUCAAUAUCAUGACGUUUGAAAUGUGUGUACUGUACAUAGAUCUGUAUAUCAUGUAAUAUAUACUUUGUGAGGUAUCUUCUAUGACUACAUUGCUAUGUGUUUCUUUUGUUGAUGCUUGCAUCCUGCACAUAGAUAUACAUUUAUAGAGCAGCAAUACUUCACUCAUAUUGUAUCUUAAUAAUUAACCGACUGAUUGAUUAAACCAUUCUACAUUUCCUAUUUCCCUAAGAUUUGCACUUCACAAAGCACUCCCCUUUUCCAGUCAGAUUGGAAAACCGGAGGCAAUGAAAAGACAUUGGUAAUAUUUCAAAACCAACAACUCACUAGAUAAUGUCAAACACUGUAUUUGUAAAAAACUAAAGUCAUAAUAGUGACCAAAGGUAGCGAUCAAAGGUGGUGGCCAAAAGAGUCCCCAACAGCUGCACUUAAAUGGACAUAUUGUUAAAUAUGAUGGUUUACUGCCACUGUUCGGCAGCAUUUUUAAUAUGAUAUGUUAAACAUAUCAGUACAGACAGGGACAGGUUUACUGAGGAUUGCACUGAUGUUGUUUGUUGAUGAUUGUUGGGUUGUAUCAUUUACUUUGACGUGAGGCGGCUUUUUGAUUUGCUCCUUCUACAAAUAAUUUAUUGUGUAAAGGUGAAGACCACUCUGUCCACUAAUAGCAGCUUGAGCAUGGAAUUGAGCUAUAACAUACAGCCACGGCAUGUCUAAAUUAACUAUUUUGGCUAUAGUAACUAACACCAAGAAGGUAUCAGAAGCUGUCAGAAGCGAUUUUGGCUUUACCAUCUCACAAUAAGAUAAUUUCUUAGCUGUGUCGGACAGUAACUCCACUUGAUGCUUAGCUGACUAAGAGCUGGAGAGAUUGAUGAUGACUGUGACGAUGCUGGCAUAGAUGAGGAUGGUGAUGAUGAAGUGACAGAGGUCCCCUUCUACUUGAUUGUCUAUGUUUUGUGUUAAUGCCGUGGUUCGGUGCGGAGAGACCUAGGAAUGUGUAUGAUUGUGAUGUAAUGCAAAUAAACCAAACAAGGUACUA
Messenger RNA from Esox lucius (northern pike), 4344 nucleotides. RefSeq names its product BTB (POZ) domain containing 3b (gene btbd3b). Gene Ontology annotation, molecular function: protein binding. The coding region runs from base 1053 to 2645 and encodes 530 amino acids. The record is from RefSeq and is a predicted model, not a curated record. Gene Ontology annotation, biological process: dendrite morphogenesis; neurogenesis; cerebral cortex development. The transcript is spliced from 6 exons. Lineage: Eukaryota; Metazoa; Chordata; Actinopteri; Esociformes; Esocidae. Gene Ontology annotation, cellular component: cytosol.